CUUCUUUGGCGACUACCAACAUCUUUGUUUUGAAAACAUUGGGCUUUUCUGUUAAGGAUGAAUCAACCUGAGCGUUAUGAGCUAAUUGAGCUCAUGGGAUUGCCCAAAGUCACUUAUGAGUUGGACAAUAAAUCCCCUAAUGCUGCCGUUAUAACUAUUGAGAAAGAAGAUCAUACCUUGGCAAACAUGUUGGCACAACAAUUAUUGACAGACGAGCGGGUACUUUUUGCUGGAUACAAAGUUCCCCAUCCUUUGAACCAUAAUUUUAUUUUGAGAGUGCAAACCACUGAAGAUUGCACGCCUAAGCAGGCAAUUGUUGACGCAGCCAAGGCACUUAUCACCCAUCUCGAAGAAAUUAAAGUGAACUUUAUGAGGGAAUGGGAACUCAAGAUGAUAUCUGUAGAAGGAGUAGAAAUGGAAUUUUCGUGAAGUAGUAAAAAUGUUGUUUUUGUUUAUGAGCUCGUUACCCUAUAUAAAGUCCCUGGAGGAUGUGUUGCCAAAUCUGCGUAACGAAGGAUGGUCUGAAUAUUGUUGCAAUCAAGGAAAAGUUGGUUGAAUCCCGGAAAAGAAAACCAAACGUACCAGAAGCCUCAUGGCGAAUGACCAUGCGCUCAUUCAUGUUUCUUCCUCUUUGAAGCUGUUUACCAUAUCCUUUACAUCGAUUCAACGAUGAUUUUUUAAUGCCAUUUAUUCCUUUCUGUAAUUUUGUUUCUAUCGUUUCAGGCUUGCUUGGCAACUCGAGUGUUUAAUUUUGCUGAUCUUGUGUUUGAGAAUGAGAAUUUUUUUGAUUGCUUGGUUUGGUUAAUAUAUAGAUACAUGAAAGAUAGAAUUUUUAGUGGAACAAUUAAAAAUUUUAUGCUUGUUGCGGGAGCUAUGCUUUUUACCAAAGACGAUUCUGAAAACUCGAGAUUUUGAAAUGUCAAUAAAAAAUAAAAAAAGUGACAUAAAUUGAUGGUAUCUUUUUCAUAAGUUGACUAUGAAACUUUCAAUAAAAAACAAUUGUAUAAGCAAAGUACAAGCACC
Schizosaccharomyces cryophilus OY26 is the source of this 1023-nucleotide messenger RNA. Its product is annotated as RNA polymerase II complex subunit Rpb11. Gene Ontology annotation, biological process: transcription by RNA polymerase II. The transcript has 3 exons. Lineage: Eukaryota; Fungi; Ascomycota; Schizosaccharomycetes; Schizosaccharomycetales; Schizosaccharomycetaceae. Gene Ontology annotation, molecular function: protein dimerization activity; DNA binding. The coding region runs from base 58 to 429 and encodes 123 amino acids. Gene Ontology annotation, cellular component: RNA polymerase II, core complex. The record is from RefSeq and is a predicted model, not a curated record.